Messenger RNA from Peniophora sp. CBMAI 1063, 549 nucleotides. The record is from the annotation of a GenBank genome assembly. Lineage: Eukaryota; Fungi; Basidiomycota; Agaricomycetes; Russulales; Peniophoraceae.
AUGGCUGACAUAAUCGACUUGUUGCAUCUUUAUCACCGCGUUCCUGAGACUUCGGCGAUAGAUGUCGACCUGGUCGGCCAAGGCCGACCAGGUCGGCUUCGUGAAUGGAUAUGGGCCGACCCGGAUGGGUCGGCCCCUAGUGGUGCAUUCAUUGCAGAAUGCAUUGCCCACUACUGUCCCAAGGAGUACGCGGAACUCACCAUCAGCAUAUCAUCACUCCCCAAUCACAGGAGUACCGCUCACGAUCCGUUUGCAAGUCUGGCCCUCAACGUGAACGGCUUCACGCGCAUGCACCGUGAUAAGGGUGACUUCAUGUGCCUCGUCGUGCCACUGGGAGACAGCGAGGGAGGGGAUCUGUGCUUCAAGGAAUAUGGGAUCGUGCUCCCUUUGAAGGCAGGGGACCUGGUUUUCUUCAGAUCUAGCGACAUCACCCACUUCAAUCUGCACUACUGUGGUAAGAGAGCGUCAUUGGUCUUGCAUACAGAUCAUGCCAUCGUCUCUGGUUGGAAUGACAAGCAGAAUGGAUGGCCUGAAGAGUCUUUACAUUGA